CUUCAGUCAAUAGCACUUGAUCUAACGCUUGACAUGGCUAAAGAGAAGAUUUAUUGGCGAGUUUCAAACGGAAAUGUUUUUUCUUGUGAUUACUACUCCCAUAAUGUAAUUGAUUUUGGAACAUCAGGAGGUCCCAUGGCAGUAUUUGGGGAUUUUAUUUGUAUCAUGACUAGUGUUGGACAAAGUGUCGUUAGUGUCCAUAACACAACAGAUCAACGUACGAGACGCAAAUAUUUUCUUCCUGUUAACAACGAUUAUUUUGAUGUGGCUGUACACAGUAUCACUCCUGACUCAAACGCGACAAGCACUUUUCACUUUCCUUUGUGUGGACCCAACACAUACUAUCGUAAAAUUAAUGGAACAUUGAACUGCACGUGUAUGGAAGGAUACUUUGGAGAAUGUAACUCGUGCCACGCAAGCUGUCCUUCUGAUUGGUUGCAUAUAGAAUCAUCUUGUUAUUUCUUCAGUACAAAAGCAGCAACAUGGAAAAAAGCAAGAAAGCUUUGUCAACAGAAGGGAGGAGAUCUUGCUGUUCCAAAGAAUAAUGCUGAGAAGAAUGCCAUUUACAGAAUCAUCUUAAGAAAAGGCAAUAAACGUCAUUUUAUUGAUAUAUUACUAAAAUUUGGGACACUUGAGAUGAAUACUGCCGAGAAACUUCUGCAACUAUAUGACCAAGGUGUAAUCAGCGGACAAGCGCUGAACGCCUCUCUUAAGGCUCUUCAACCGCCCGCUGACCCGACACCCACACCAAAAAAUGUCACUCCGCCUAUCCCAAAACCGUGA
This is a messenger RNA of Xenia sp. Carnegie-2017, 783 nucleotides long. RefSeq lists its product as uncharacterized. Lineage: Eukaryota; Metazoa; Cnidaria; Anthozoa; Malacalcyonacea; Xeniidae. The transcript has 4 exons. Bases 34 to 783 code for a protein of 249 amino acids. The record is from RefSeq and is a predicted model, not a curated record.